Messenger RNA from Stylophora pistillata, 2626 nucleotides. RefSeq lists its product as uncharacterized. Lineage: Eukaryota; Metazoa; Cnidaria; Anthozoa; Scleractinia; Pocilloporidae. The record is from RefSeq and is a predicted model, not a curated record.
GGUGACUUUCCUCGAUGCUUUCACUUUGAGGAUGGCUUGAUGAGUGUUACAGAAGUCCUACUGACUUAGCUGUUUCACCUCACGGCUUGAUGUCGAGUCGAAGAGAAUGUCUAGUCGCUAUUUAUACCAGCGAGUACAAGCACCUUUGCGCUUGGGUCUUAAAAAAUCAAACCUUAGAAACCGGCGGAGAUCUGUUUGGGCUUUGGAAAAAUGACCACACUGCAGUGAUCCAGCUCGUUUUGGGGCCUGGCAAACAUUGUCGAAGGACUUCGGGCUCGUUCUACCAAGAUGUAGAGUACUUGGAGAAAGUUGGCUCCCAUUUGACUGGCAAGGAAGGUCUCUGUCACAUUGGCGAGUGGCAUUCUCAUCAUACAAUCGGUCUUAAACGACCAAGUGGCGGAGAUGAACGAACAGUUUGGACAAACAUGCCUAAAUAUGGGCUGAGUCGCUUUCUGCUGUUCAUUGCAAACAUUGAAAAUCACCGAGAUUCAUCUGCUAGUGUAGGAUGCUUCCUGUUCGAAUUCAAGAAGAAUACCAACAAUAGGGAGCUUCGGCCUGGAAAAUUUAUUUUACUGCAAAAUGAAAGCCCCUUCCGUUCAAAGUGUCUUGAGGUUUUAAAGGAAAAUGCAGAGUGUUUGAACGAGGAAUAUGAAGUGAGGUCGCUAGAAGUAGCCAAGAAUGCCAUCUCCAUGCCCAACAAGCGGCCUGUAGUCGGUGUAAAAGUAAGGCAGUUACUUGAUGAAGAACAAGGCGUUGACAAUGAGGAAGAGGCCAUCUCCAUCCCCAACGAGCGGCUAGCGCUUGUAGUCGGUGUAAAAGAAAGGCACUCACUUGAUGAAGAACAGGGCGGGAGGAAUGAGGAAGAAUAUGAUGAAGACUUCACAGUGGCUAUUUAUGGCAGCGAGUACAAGCAAAUUUGUGCUUGGGUCUUCAAGAAUCAAGAUCUGGAGACGGGUGGCGAUUUGUUCGGUUUGUGGCACGACGAUCACACAGCAGUGAUCCAGUUCGUGUUGGGUCCCGGUAAAAAUUGUCAGAGAACUACCACCUCUUUCUUCCAAGACGUGGAGUACUUAGAAAAGGUUGGCUCUCAUUUGACGGGUAAGGAUGGUCUAUGCCAUAUUGGCGAAUGGCAUUCCCAUCAUAAAAUCGGCCUUAAGGAACCGAGUAGCGGAGAUGAACGAACAGUGUGGACUAACAUGCCUAAAUAUGGGUUGAGUCGCUUUGUGUUAUUUAUUGCCAAUUUUGAAACACACAAGAGUGCUUAUGACUCGGUAGGUGUCGGCUGUUUUCUAUUCGAAGGGAGCGAAACUAGCCACCGAAGGUUACUUCCAGGAAGGUUUAAGCUCUUGCCAACAGAGAGCCCUUUCCGCUCUACAUUUGCACGCAACUCAAACUUAAUGGAAGGAGCAGAAGGUCUAAAUGAAGAUAACGAAAUAAAGUCUCUGGACGAAGUUGUAACUGGCUCACGUGACAUGCAAAACGACCGCGAGCGACCUUUAAUGAUUCAUGAUGAAUUAGGAAGCGGGCUUCCUUCAAGCACUUGUUGCUCAAUGAUGUAACUCUUAAGAAAGAACCUGGUACGAUGCACUGACCAAGAUGAAGUUUGUCUUAAGUAGAUGUUGAAAGUUAAGGGCAAUUUGCAAUAAUCUGCUUAAUCGACGUAACUCCAAGUGUAAUUUAGUUAGUGAGAAUAAAGCAAACAGAUUCGAGUUACGUUUUGGUUUGCUCGUUUCAUUGCGUCUUUUGUAACGUAAUCUGUAAUAACCUGGCUCAGACUUCGAAUAUAUUUGUCCAUUGUCGCCUAUAUCAAAGUUUCAAUCUUCCCAAUCAAAUUCAAUCAUUUCCGUGAUCUAUUUGUUUAGUUAGUCAUGUAACUGUUAGAUCGUCUGUUUUAUUUUCUUCAGCUGUGCUGUUUUUUUCUCUUAAACAAAUACAGCUAUUACAGACUUAAUCACCUGAAGCCAGCCAUAUUCGAAAAGAUGUUUUUAAAGAGCUUGAGCACCACAGAGCGAGACCAGCUGUGGUGAGCAAUGAGGCAUCAGAUCCUUGUUUUGUGCUUGUUUGUGCUUGCAUCUUGAGAACUAUUGGGUAAAAAUGUUUCUCUUUUGGAUAGACAAACCUUCGUCUUUAGCUCUAACCCUACUUGCCCUACUUCCUGCUCUAUUCACCGAAUGUAGCUUUUUAAGUGAUCGAAAAUGCUAGUUGUAAGAAGUUCCCCUAUAGUUAGCCAAAAUCCCUUUUCCCUUCCAUUUUUCCGGUGGCAGUCUCUCAUGUCUUCUAAUCAAGGGCGAGAUCGGAGAUUCCUCAACUCCCAAUGGAAAGCGUAGAGAACCAAGGAGAUGGGAAUACUUCUCUCCGACCACUGUGUGGUUCGGGUCUGAUUCUCUCUCUCCUCCUUUUCCAUCAGUAAAAACCGUGAGUAAACACUCCUUUCGCUAAAAUUUCUACCUUUUGCGGGAUCCUACACUUUAAAACGAGCAUCAUACAGGGAUGGAUGAGCAAAUUAACCAAUUUACAUGUUUGUAAUAUGAGCAUGUGAUGCUCUUGUAGUGCCGAUAUCUCAGAUUAGGAAAAUUUCAAAUUUUCAACUUGCUGCUCUUAAUAUAAAUACAACAAAUUAAAUUUU